This is a messenger RNA of Akanthomyces muscarius, 1791 nucleotides long. RefSeq lists its product as uncharacterized. The record is from RefSeq and is a predicted model, not a curated record. Lineage: Eukaryota; Fungi; Ascomycota; Sordariomycetes; Hypocreales; Cordycipitaceae. Gene Ontology annotation, biological process: interstrand cross-link repair; double-strand break repair via nonhomologous end joining; protection from non-homologous end joining at telomere. Gene Ontology annotation, molecular function: 5'-3' DNA exonuclease activity; damaged DNA binding. The transcript is spliced from 8 exons. Bases 1 to 1791 code for a protein of 596 amino acids.
AUGUCCACUUUUGGCGGCAUAGCAUCCGAAUUUCCGGAAAUUCGCAUUGACUUUUUUCGUCGGGUCGAAGGCCAAUCACCGCCGCUAGCAUGCUUUCUCAGCCACAUUCACAGUGAUCAUCUCGCUGGGCUGGAUGCGCUGCGGUCGCCCUUCGUCUAUUGCUCGGCCGCCACUCGAGAGAUACUACUGCGACUAGAGCGAUACCCAUGUCGCAUCAAUUAUGCAAAGGGGUUGUUGGAAGCGAGGCAGCAGACGUACAAGCAUCUGAGCAGCUUGCUGAAACCGAUCCCAUUAGAGACGCCAACAACACUGGAGCUGGCACCGAAAUUGGAGAUACAGGUUACUCUGUUCGAUGCAAAUCACUGCCCUGGGGCUGUCAUGUUCUUAAUCGAGCGUAAUGGCACGGCAGUCCUGUAUACUGGCGACAUACGAAGCGAGCCGUGGUUCGUCAAUUCGAUUGCCAGGCAUCCAGCCUUGAUCGAAUAUACGUCGGGCAUCCGCAGACUGCACAAAAUCUACCUCGACACAUCCUUCACAGAAGAUGUCCCCUUUCAAACCAAGCGAGAGGGCAUCGCAGAACUACUGCAAAAAGUGGCGUUAUAUCCACCUGACACGGUGUUUUAUUUCCAAACCUGGACAUAUGGCUACGAGGAGGUUUGGCUGGCUCUUUCCAAAGCGUUAAAGUCUCAGAUACACGUCGACGAGUAUAAAAUGGGGAUAUAUACUUCAUUGUCAAGCAAGACUGGUGACCACCGCUUCGCGUCGCUGAUAGGAUACAUGUGCGGGAAUGCAUGGCAUCCGGGCUGCUUGACAGCGGACGAGAGUGUGCGCUUCCACAGCUGCGAAAAGGGCCACCUCUGCUCUGUCGCGAGCCAACCAAACGUUGUUAAGAUACAGCCGAUUGUUGCGCGUCUCGUAGAUGGGACAGAUAUUGCCGAGGCCGGAGUAGGCGGAGGCGGCAACGAUUUUCAGCGCGAUGCUGAGCUUGGAUCCUUGUCCAAGCAAGAUGUCCGCGCGCUUCAGGAACUACUCAAAGACAUUGGCGAGGACAAGGAAGGGUUUUUCAAAUCCCUGGCUCAUAACAUCACCUCGGGACGCGACAUGCCGCUCAGUCUGGCAAUGGAAAUGUUUGGAGAACGCCUCACAACAAGUAUCCACAAGUUGGGAGGCAUGCUAGCACGCAAGGAUGACUUCAGUUCUGGGGCCACUACGCCGCAGGCUCCAGGUCUGCCGCGAGUGAUUCGUUUCCCCUAUGCCCGGCACUCUUCAUACCAAGAGCUCUGUCAUUUUGUCGACGCGUUCAAGCCGCUGGACGUAUGGCCGUGCACAGAGGAUGCGCAGCAUUGGUGGCGUAAGGGCCAUUCCAUCGCAUCGUACUUUGGAGAGUUUUGCACCGGCAAUGACUUCGCUUACGACAGAAUGGUACAAGCGCUUUAUCCCGACCCUCCUCCGCCACAAGAGGACGACGACACCCACGAUACGCAGACAUCCGAGCAAGCGUCCCUCACCACCAUGCAGCCACCAUCGUCGCCAGCGCGGAGAUUGCUUUCUGACAGUCUUGGCGCGGAUGACUUGGAGCAUGAGUCGCCCUCCCUGGCGCCCAAGAGAGCCCGGACGGCCGACCGAGGCGAGUCGCAGCACAGCACGGCUUCGCACAUUAUGGACACGGACUCGGAGGUCCGGUGGGACGCGUACAAUCGCACUCUGGAUAGGCUCUACGAUGGCGACUGGGGUCCGUUGCCUUUGCUUUCAACCACUGAUCACCAUAGCAAGAUUGAACAGGAACUAUAG